GUUCGUUAACAAAAUAUUUCUUAUAUAUAUAAAAAUAUACAUUUAUAUCUAUAUUUACAUAAAUGCAUGUAUACAUGUAUAUAUAACAUACAUAAGUAGAUAUAUUCGCUGAAUAAGGUUUCUGUAAAAAUGCAUACCACCAUAUAAUAUUACUAAAUAUUGUUUGCUCAUUCAAAGUUAUCAUGGUGAAAAUUUAAAAAUUCGAUAAUAGACAUUGUUAACGUAUUUAAAUAAAUAAAAGUUAUAAAAAAAACUGUAGUUGUCGCCGCUAUCCUCUUUAAUUAUCACGGUGUUUAAUCAAAACUUUUUCGGAAAUUUACGCGCUUUUUAUUACUUAAUUAUUAUUUGUUGUUCGUGUUUGUUCGUGUAUAUUUUUAUCUCCCACUCUCAUCUACAAACGUAAACAAUUUUUUUAAAUAAAAAUAUAUGUAUGUACUUUAAAAUUGAAAUAAAAAAGAUAAAAUUUAAUACGGAGCCUCGCCAGACAUUUUGACGUCGUUUAAUCGAAAAUAAUUAUUGGUUCUUUUGCAUAUGUUUGUGUUUAACAGAAAAAUAAAAACUUGUUUCAAUAAAAAAGGAUUUAUAAAAAAACAUUUAAAGUGAAAGUGCACAGAAAGUGUUUUUCUUAUCAACUUUUUAGGGUAAUCAAAUAAAUCUUCGAAGGCUGUUUUAUACAAUGGAAUCUGCGUUGGAUGUUUUAUCACGUGCUGCUACUAUGGUGCAGGAUAAUGCAAAUGAAACCCGUUUAACUUCCAAAGAAUUGCCAACUACAGCUUGGCGUCGUGAAAGGCGUUUACGUACGGGUGAGUAUCAUCAUCCACAUCAUCAUCCAUCAGCUGGCUCUUCAACAAGUAGUGCACGUGCUUCGUCUCCCAAUUCGUCGCCGCCGCCAGCUGCUCAUAUCCAACAUUCUCCCAUACCCUCUAGUUCAGUAUCUAAUACAAACACACACAUGCAUUCUAAUGCGCAUCAAAUUUCAAUAAUGAUGGCGGCCGCAGCAGCGGCAAGCAUGCGUCCUUUAAGCGAAUCUACUAAUCGUCCGUCAGCAGCGUCUCCACCGCCGCCGCAUUCAACUUUAGGAGGUCAAAUUCAUUUGGGUCAAAUGGCACACACUCAGGUUUUGCAGCAUAUAAAUUCGGUUGAAAAUGACGAUGCGCCUUUGGAUAUGUCUGUUGGUAAUUUAAAACAGCGCAAUUCUCCACCACCUCCCUAUCGGGAACCUUUGCCUGGCUCACAAUUUGCUUCAUCGUUAGCUCGACCAAGCGUAAUAACACAAGCACCACCAAAACGGGAUGUUAGAGAUUCUGCGUUAGUAGCAAAUCGAGAAAAUGACAAUCGUAGUUGCGAAUCUAUUGAUGAACAUUUUCGUCGUUCUUUGGGUAAUGACUAUUUUGCAUUAUUUUCAAAGAGGUCUCCUGCUAGCCAGUCGACGAAAACACCAUCACCACAACCGCCAACAGCUCAUAUCAGAAGUCCUUCACCAACAUUGCCGCUAUCUUCAGGUGCAUCAGCUUUGCCCCCACAUUCUGCCUUAACACAACUGGAACUAAUUCCUCCUCCUGCUUAUCCAGCAAAUUUACCCACAGACAAUCAUCAGCAAAAUUCACAGCAGGCACACCAAAACCAAACACUUGUUACACCCAAAGCCAAAUCUGUCUUGUUAUCACCAGCUGUCAUAGCAGCUCAAAUGAAAAUAUCAACAGGGCCAAAUUCUCCUCCUUUGCCAUUGGUGGUUAGAGCAUGUGGACAGCCAAAACAUAAACAUCAUCACAUUAGCUUGCAGAAGUCUACAUCGUUAAUAGCAAUUACUCCAUUAACUUCACCACAAUCACCUGCACCAAUUCCAGGAGUUAAGUUGGGAAACACAACACAAACACACAUAUUUAGUGCGACUGGAUCCAGAACAGCUUCUCCUUUGCCUUUACCGUUGCAUCAGCACCAAUCAUCAGCUAUAGCGGUGACUCUGUCUCAUUUUGCUUCAGUUGAUAUAUCUCCGUCAUCAUCACCUCGCCACACGCCUGCUGUUGUAAACGUGCCAGUUCCGAAUCCCUCACCCAAUUUGCCAGCUAUAAUGCGUAUAAAAACUGAGCCUGGAAUGCAAAAUGUUAAAUCCCAUAAUCCUACACCUCCGGCUUCCCCUACUUCAAAUACUAAUCAUAAUAUCAAUUCUAACUCCACAAGUUAUUCUUCCAAUACAUCUUCUCCUUCACCUUCCUCCCCUAUAACUUCAAGCUGGAAAUCUUCUGUCAAUACCGGCAACACAAGUGCCGAAGUCUUGGCUUCAGUAGAUGACCAUUUUGCAAAAGCAUUAGGAGAUACUUGGAAGAAGUUACAAGAAAGUAAAGAAAUCCGCAAAUGAUGAUAAUAAUAUAAUUUUAAAAACUGGCAGUUCAUUCGAAAAAUGAGGCUGCUUAAUAAGGUAGAACUUUACAAAAUCAAAAUACAUUUUUAGAAAAACUAUUUUCAAAAUACAACAUCAAUAUGCAAUUUAGAGAAAAGAACAUUUUUGGAGUGAUAUUUUUUACAAAGUGAUAUUUGAAUAAUAAAACUAAAAGUUUUUAUUUGAAUAUUUAAAUUUUAAAUUUACUUACCAACUAAAAAACAUAAUAUAUUAACUAUAUAUAGUAAUCUAUAAAAUAAAUAUUAAAUACAUACAUACAUACAUACAUACAUACAUACAUACAUACAUACAUACAUACAUACAUACAUACAUACAUACAUACAUACAUACAUACAUACAUACAUACAUACAUACAUACAUACAUACAUACAUACAUACAUACAUACAUACAUACAUACAUACAUACAUACAUACAUACAUACAUACAUACAUACAUACAUACAUACAUACAUACAUACCUAAAUAUAUGUACAUUAGACAUGCCCAUACAUGUAUGUAUGUACAUACAUACAUACAUACAUACAUACAUACAUACAUACAUACAUACAUACCUAAAUAUAUGUACAUUAGACAUGCCCAUAAAAAAUAGAUUUGCUUUGGAUGGAUCUUAUUUUGUUCAUUUAGCAGCUAAAACUAACUACUGCAAAAUUUAAGUGAAAUCGGAUAACUAGAACACGUGGCGGAAAUUGAUUGAAAGUUGUAAAAAUGGGUAAAUAAUGGUACUUUUUCCGAUAUCUAAAAAAAUUCCAUAUUUGAAUACUGUUUUUUUUAAACAUUUGCAAUAAACCUAAGCUUCUAGAGAAAAUUAUCUUUUUAACAAGGUAUAAAACAAUAAUUUCGAAUGAAAAAUAACAAAGUUAUACGAGUUUAUCUGACCAAAUAUUGAGCAAAAAGUGCUAGUUUACUCAUAUUUUACUCGCAUUUCUAUUGUUUACAUAACUUUUGCAUGCAAAACAGUGAGCAAAUAAUACAAAAAUGUCGUUUUUCUUGAAUAUAUGACGUAGGGAAAUGCUAAUAACUUGGUUAUUUUUAACUCGAUGUUCAUGCUUUAUACCUUGUUAGAAAAAUUUUCUCUAGAAGCUUAGGUUUAUUGAAAAUGUUUAAAAACUGUAUUUAAAUAGGGACAUUUUUUAAGAUAUCGGAAAAAGUACCAUUAUUUACCCAAUUUUACAACUUUCAAUCGAUUUCCGGCACGUGUUCUAGUUAUCCGUUUUCACUUAAAUUUUGCAGUAGUUAGUUUUAGCUACAAACGAACAAAAUAAGGCACAUCCAAAGCAAAUCUAUUUUUGAAGGGCAUGCCUAAUGUACAUAUAUUUAUGAAAGAUCUCAAUUUAUAAUUUGUUUCGUUUAAACAGUUUAUACCUAUUUGUUCAUGUAACAAUUUUAUUUGCUAUAGCUAUGAGAAGUAUCCAAAAAAAAUGAGAUAGAAAAUAUUUAAGUAUUACUGCAUCUGAAAUUCCCUUUAAUUUUCUAUUCUUCCAUGAUGAACGUAAAAUCAUUUUCUGUUUUUGCUUUGAUGAUUUGUAACUUAACAAUUAGUUAUAUUCUGAUCUGUAAAAAUUUGUUUAACUAUGUUUAAUAAUAUUAUUAAGGCGGAUAUCCUUAAACUUCUCUUGGCGUAAUGUGUUUAAAAUAAAAUGUUUUAUUUGUUUUAACAUUUUUCCCAUAUUUAAAUUAAUUAAACUAAUAUAAAUUAUUCUAACACUAAUAGAUUAAAACAUGAUCUUUAAAAUAAAAUAUAUGUAUUUCCUAUAUGUUUUUUAUAAUUUGAAUAAUUUAUAAGUUUUAUAAUGAAUUCCUAUUAUUUGCUAAAAAAAAAUUAAACUUUUUAAUUCAAAAAGUGGACAAAAAUAAAGAAAUUUUGUAAGGUUUCAAA
This is a messenger RNA of Calliphora vicina (urban bluebottle blowfly), 4277 nucleotides long. It is a transcript of the gene Tgi, whose product is annotated as Tondu-domain-containing Growth Inhibitor. Gene Ontology annotation, biological process: negative regulation of DNA-templated transcription. The record is from RefSeq and is a predicted model, not a curated record. Gene Ontology annotation, molecular function: transcription coactivator binding. The transcript has 4 exons. NCBI's taxonomy places the organism in Eukaryota, Metazoa, Arthropoda, Insecta, Diptera, Calliphoridae. The coding region runs from base 677 to 2359 and encodes 560 amino acids.